Messenger RNA from Plectropomus leopardus (leopard coralgrouper), 2156 nucleotides. Its product is annotated as carboxypeptidase Q-like. The record is from RefSeq and is a predicted model, not a curated record. Gene Ontology annotation, molecular function: metallodipeptidase activity. NCBI's taxonomy places the organism in Eukaryota, Metazoa, Chordata, Actinopteri, Perciformes, Serranidae. Gene Ontology annotation, biological process: proteolysis; peptide catabolic process.
UAGUGGCAGUGUUUUUUGGCUAUUAAAAGCUUGAUCCCCGUUCAUGAGGCAGUACCCUCAGUGAAGUCUGAAGAUGGCCCAGAAAGGUGAACCGCCAUUUCUCCUCUUCCUCUUCUCGCUCCUCUUCCUGCUGUCGCCUCCGUGUGACUGUGACCCUCAGGAUGCUGGCUCCAUGGAUGUAUCCAGUCCCGCUGCAAGCAACGUCUCAGACAUCGCUAAAGAGGUAGCUGGCUAUGCUGACGUGGCCCAACAGAUCAUUGACCUGGCUGUGUAUGGAGCUGCCCAGAAUCGCUCUUACAACCGGCUGGCCGACUUCACCGACACCAUAGGGAACCGUAUCAGUGGCUCGCACAACCUUGAGAGAGCCAUCGAAUACAUGUUCAAUGCUAUGACACAGGAUGGGCUGGAUGUACUUUUAGAGCCAGUCAAAGUCCCACACUGGGUGAGAGGGAACGAGAGUGCUGAAAUGAUUGCACCAAGGGCCAAAAGUCUGGCUAUACUGGGACUGGGAAGCAGUGUAGGGACACCACCUGAGGGUAUUGAAGCAGAAGUAUUGGUUGUUAAUUCAUUUGAGGAACUGAAGCACCGCGCCAACGAGGCCAUAGGGAGGAUUGUUGUCUACAACCAACCAUUUGUCAACUACGACACGUCAGGGCCUUACCGUGUUGAUGGUGCCUCUGAGGCAGCCAAAGUGGGAGCUGUGGCCGCGCUCAUUCGAUCUGUUACUCCAUUUUCUAUUAACAGUCCCCACACAGGUGUGCAGCACUACCAAGAUGGAGUGAACCACAUCCCCGCAGCCUGUAUCACUGUGGAGGAUGCUGAGCUGAUGUGGCGCAUGGCACAGAGAGGGCAGAAGAUCAUUGUCCGACUCACAAUGGGAGCCAAGAACUUGCCGGAUGCUUUCUCCUAUAACACAGUGGCUGAGAUAAAAGGCUGGCAACACCCUGAGCAGGUUGUCUUACUGGGCGGCCAUUUGGACAGUUGGGAUGUGGGCCAAGGUGCCAUGGAUGACGGAGGUGGAGUCAUGAUUUCCUGGGAGGCCCUGUCACUCAUCAAAAACUUAGGUUUGCGUCCGAGGAGAACCAUGCGAGCAGUGCUGUGGUCAGCUGAGGAGCAGGGUGGGGUUGGCUCAAAGCAGUACUUUGAUCGACACAAGGAGAACAUAUCCAACUUUGACCUGGUCAUGGAGUCUGACUUGGGGACAUUUACCCCCCUGGCUCUGCGGUUUUCUGGCAGUGAUGCAGCAAGAAAGGUGAUGGAAGAAGUGAUGAAACUGUUGGCUCCCAUUAAUUUGACCAAACUGGAGCCAGAUGCAGACGGGGAAGACAUCAAACUGUGGAUGCAAGCAGGAGUGCCAGGGGCUACCCUCCAUGUGGAAGACAGUCGAUACUUUUGGUUCCACCACACUGAGGGUGAUACCAUGACUGUCCAGGACCCUCAUGACAUGAACCUCUGCUCAGCACUGUGGACUGUGGUUGCCUACGUCGUGGCAGACCUGCAGGACAUGUUGCCCAGGUAGACAGUUAGCAAACAUGAUACUGAGGCCCCUAGUGAACAGGAAGACAGGAUGAUGACUAUGAACAGCUGGACUGGUUAAUUUCAAAACCAGCUGUUUUUUCAAAAGAAAAAAAACGGAUUGAGUGGAUGAAUUAAGAAAUCUUUGUUUACAAAUUGUAUGUGAAUCAGCCAGGGAUAAAUUAGUAAAUCUGAGAGAAGAUAAAACAGAGAUUAAGUGACCUCUCUGUAAGUGGGCAGUGUCAUGAUUAUCUUGAAUGUAAAGCAGGAUAAAAUCUAGUCAGGACUACAGAUGUCAAGGUUUUACUGAAAAUCCAGAGCAACAUAAUAGAUGCUGAUAUGAUCACCUUACAUAAUGAUUUAAAUGACUUUUAGCAGAGAGGAGCGCAUUACUAAGACAAAUUAAUUACCUUUUUUUUCUUAAGUAAAAAGCUGUUUUCUAAAUGCUGGGUUACUGACUGAGACAACACUAAGAAAAUUUGUGGACUUCUCAAGUUUCACCCACAUAAUGACCAUUUUUGUAUCAUUUAGUCAUGCUGUCUUACCUUGAAUUCUUGAGGAAAACACAUUGAUUUAUUGUUUGAUUAAGAACCAUUUUUGACAAUAAAAAAAAUAUCAUCACAAAAUAUAACAUUUGUUUG